This is a messenger RNA of Neoarius graeffei (lesser salmon catfish), 2649 nucleotides long. Its product is annotated as interferon-induced protein with tetratricopeptide repeats 5-like. The coding region runs from base 1 to 2649 and encodes 882 amino acids. The transcript is spliced from 5 exons. Gene Ontology annotation, biological process: defense response to virus. The record is from RefSeq and is a predicted model, not a curated record. Gene Ontology annotation, molecular function: protein binding. NCBI's taxonomy places the organism in Eukaryota, Metazoa, Chordata, Actinopteri, Siluriformes, Ariidae. Gene Ontology annotation, cellular component: cytosol.
AUGGGAUUCCUCGUAAAGACCGGAAAGCACGAUGUUUCAGCACCCAAGGACCAUGCAGGAGAUCGAGGACGAGAUGACAGGGGGCCCAGUGACAAACCCAGUGACCAGGUGGCGCAAUCCACGCCAGAAGUGUGCUGCGAACCCAGCGGCAAAACCUUGUCCACACAUGAAGAGAGCAUCGAGCCACAACCGGGGCCAUCUAUAGCUAGAACUUUGGCAUCCGAGUCGCGGACUCCAGAAUUCUCGGACGAGUCGUCUGUUGAUUCACACGAUGACGACGCGACCAACCCCAAGAAGCCAAAACUACUUGAGUUAGUAUUUAAGGAUGUGCUGGGGGAAGUUCAGUAUUUCUCUAUGGUGCAGGAUAUGUUGAUCAACCUGUACAAGUUCUACCAUUAUUUGCCAUUGAACUGGCAAGGGCUACGGAAUGCUGCCGAAGCACUGAACAUUUCUGUGCUAAAACUAGUGAGAGCAACAGGUACAUGGUGGCUUCCACAUCUGGAGCAUGCUGUCAGAGCUGUUUGCCACGACUUUCCCACCCUAGUGCAGCAUCUUGGGCAUCUAGAGGAGAUUGGUGACACAGGAACCAAGGAAAGCUGUGACAAAGCAAGAGGAAUCCUUCAAGUAGUGAAGACAGUGAAAUUUGUAAUGUUUCUCAAUUUCCUGAUGCCAUACCUGGAACUGAUCAGUGCAGUAUCAAAGGUCUUCCAGGACAAUGACAGUACCAUAGAGGUUGUAUUCAGAAGAGUUGAUAGCAUUGUAAGAUCAUUGACCAAAUUGGCUAGCCCUCUAAAGCUGAACAAUAUCCUGUCUGAAGGCCCAGAAGAGAGAGGUGGGUCAUUUAUGUGGAAAGAAACACUGGUAGACCUCAGCGUGGACGUGGACAAGCAGGAAAUCUUGCUACAUACAAGGAGGAAAGUGUUGUUCCAGUUCUCCACAUGGCCAGAAGAAGAGGAAGAUGAUGACUUUGGAGAGAACAACAUCAAAGCUUUGCAUCAACACUUCCAUGCGUUGCUCGAGCAGAGGGACUUUGACAUUGACAGGUGCAUCAGAGAAUGGGAUACAGCGAGAGACAAGGCCCUAGAAUGCAUCACUGUUGGUGUGCUGACAGUUGUCAGUGAAGAUAGUCCUCACGAGGGUCCAAGUUCAGUGGCCCUCCAGCCCAUCUCCACUGCCAUCAUUCUGGAGGGAGUUAUUUCUUUCUCUACCAGUUCAACACAAGACACAAUUUUCAAAACCAGACUUCUUCAGCUGGAAUGCCAUUUUACCUGGGCUCUGAACAAAAAUGAUGUAGAUCUCACUGACCUUCUGAACAGGCUAGAAGAACAGUUUAACGUGGAUCUUGGAGGGGAGACAGGAGCUGCACACACACACAGCUAUAAGGGAUUUGUGAAAUUUCUUCUUGGAUCCAAUACUGAGGCUCUCAGCAACUUUGAGAGAUCUGUAGAGCUCACUAAGUCUUGUGGAAAUGACUGUGACAAGUUGCUUGUUGUUGCUUAUGGAGAUCUUGCAUGGUUAUACUAUCACAUGGGUAAUUUCACAGAGUGUGAAAGCUACUUGAAUAAACUGAGCGAGAUUAAAACAAAAUAUCCAUCUGUCCCAUACGCUGAGGUGCUUGGAGAAAAAGGAUGGACAUUCCUUAAGUUUUCUCAGAAAUAUUAUGAAAGGGCUAAAGAGUGCUUCAAGAAGGCCCUGGAGCUGGAACCAGAGAAGGGUGAAUGGAAUGCCGGCCUUGCCAUUGCUCUGUAUCGGAUAGACUAUAUGCUCCAAAAUCCAGCAGUGUCAACUGAAACUUCAACUGAAAAUUCAAUUGAUCAGCUUAGACGGGCCAUAGCCACGAACCCAGAUGAUGAUGUUCUUAAGGUUCUGCUUGCUCUUAGUUUAGCUGCUCACAAGAAGCACAACGAGGCAGAGAGCCUAGUGGAGCAAGCCUUAGAGAGCUCUCCAGAACAUCCACAUGUGCUUCGAUAUGUUGCAAAGUUUUUGCGGAAUCAAGGGUCUGUGGACAGGUCUAUUGCCCUCCUAAAGAGAGUGUUAGAGAAAGUGUCCAAUGCGGGCUUUAUACACUAUCAGCUGGGGCUUUGCUAUAAGAAAAAGCUCCUGAAUCUGAGGCUUGCAGGAAACCACUAUAGAACAAGUGCUGAAAUUAAGCAAGCUCAAGAGCAGUGCAUCUACCAUUUGGAGAUUGCAACCGAACUGAAGACUGGCUUCAUCCUUGCUAUGAGUGAUCUUGCUUUCCAGUAUGGGGUGAAGCAGGAUAUGCAGAGAGCAGAAGAAAUGUUCCGGAAUGCAUUUCAGACAGCUAAAGAAAGAAAUGAGAACUGCCAUUAUGUUAAUUUCUGUUAUGCAGAAUUCCAGCAGUACAGAAUGAAAUGUGAGCCUGCUGCCAUCAAACACUACAUUGAAUGUCUGAAGAUAAAUCCAAAUAUAUAUCAUGGGAAGAAAAGUGCUGAACGUCUGAAAAAGAUUGCAAAGAGAAGAAUUGAGAACAACCCAGAGGAUGGAGAGGCCUUUGGAAUACUCGGAAUCAUUCAUAAGGAACAAGGAGAAAAGCAACAAGCCAUAGAGUGCUUUGAGAAAGCGCUGAGCUGUGAAGACAAUGAGGAUUAUCUCCGUGAUCUUUGUGAACUUCGGAUUUCAUUACAGUAA